CGUGGUCCAAUGAAAACGUCGCUUUCUCUUACGGAGAGCCAAUGAGGUUGACGGAUACGCGUCCACCAGGAAGUGCAGAGGGCUUCAGGUGGUGGUACGAGCUGUUGGCGGGGUGCACGGACCUACGACAUGUUCAGCCAAAGCAACAGCAACCGUGUGUGACGGUGUUCUGUAAACGCUGCGCAGCACACCUCAAGUCAAAAUGGCGUUAUUACAGCGAAUGAGAAACACACCAGGCUCGAAUGCUACAGAGAUAGAGAAGAAAAUUAAAAGAGGUAAUGCGCUGCGGCAGGGAUCAUCAUGGAGGGGGUCCCGAGUUAUGGGCUUGCUGCUGGUCAUUCUGUCCGUGGCGGCUAUGUGGCUGUAUGUGACCUCACUGGACAGUGACAUCACAGAAACACUAGUCCGCCGGGGUGAGCUGGUCUCUCCUCAGCCCAGAGUCUUCACUGUCCCGUGCUCUGAGGACUACGACAACUACAAACGCUAUCCAGGAUGCACCCCUCAGAAGUGUGGCCGCGCGGUCACAGACAGCGUGGUGACAAGGGAGGAAGCUCAGGUCCUCAGGAGGCUGGCGGAGAGAGGGCUGUCACUGGCUGGGUCAGAGGGAGGGGCUUCUAUACUGGAUCUGCACUCUGGAGCAUUGUCGAUGGGGAAACAGUUUGUCAACAUCUACAGGUAUUUUGGGGAUCAGAUCAGGGAUGUGUUCACACAAGAGGAUUUCCAGCUUUACAGAAAUGUCCGCGGGCGAAUCCAGGCAGUUAUUGCCGAGACAUUUGGUUUGGACCCGACUCUGAUGUACCUCACCAAGCCCACCUUCUUCUCCAGAAUCAACAGCACGGCGGCCAAGACCCAACACGACGAGUACUGGCAUCCGCACAUAGAUAAGGUGACUUACGGCUCAUUUGACUACACCUCGCUCCUGUACCUAUCUGACUAUGGCUCUGACUUCACUGGAGGAAGAUUUAUCUUCAUGGACCAAAAUGGCAACAGGACAGUGGAACCACGGGCAGGACGAGUCUCCUUCUUCUCUUCCGGCACUGAAAACCUCCACCGUGUGGAGAAGGUGACGUGGGGGACGCGUUACGCCAUCACAGUGUCCUUCACCUGUGACCCUGCACACGCCAUCUCUGACCCCGCCUUGCCCUGAGGCACCCACGGGUGACGCCGCUGCUCACUGGCUCGAACCAGCCCUGCAGCAAAGAGAAGAGAUCAGAGGGGAGAGACGAGGGAGGGCGAAGUGAGAUUUUACUCGGAACAUCAAUGUCCUGUUGCUGCGCGGUCAAUAUCUGUAAUUUUCUUUUAUUUUCAGAUACUGACUCACUGCCCCUCACUGAUUGUGCCACAGAAACAAAGCACACACACUCACUCUCUCUUCUGUGGAGGUGUUUUCUUAUUUUUUAUCACCUGUGUGUUUUUAUCCAAUUUUCUACAGCAGUGUAUCUUUUUAUUGCACCAUCAUAAUUGCUAGAAUUAAGUUUUCUGUGUUCUCACCACAUUUCCGCAAUCUUGUUGAUCAUUCCGGGGACGGCUUGAGCAGAGAAUGCCUCUCGACUGAAACCGUUUCAAAGAGGCUAAAGUGGGAUUUUGUGUUUUCUGCGUCUCGGGGUGUGUUUUUUUUUUAUUUUGAGGAGAGAUAUAAAUCUUGGGAAUCACCAACUGAAGCAGUCUUUCAUCGCAAAUUCCCCAUUCAUACUCGCCCUCACCCAUGACCAAUGAGGUGUUUUCUUCUGAGAAGAACCCUCUCUUUGUCCAGGAGUGAUUGCUUUUCUUACUUGGUUGUCAUUUACCUCCAUGUGGUCAGUGAGGACGAUUUAAAAUAAAAUAACUGACAGAA
This is a messenger RNA of Plectropomus leopardus (leopard coralgrouper), 1834 nucleotides long. It is a transcript of the gene ogfod3, whose product is annotated as 2-oxoglutarate and iron dependent oxygenase domain containing 3. Gene Ontology annotation, cellular component: membrane. Lineage: Eukaryota; Metazoa; Chordata; Actinopteri; Perciformes; Serranidae. Gene Ontology annotation, molecular function: L-ascorbic acid binding; iron ion binding; oxidoreductase activity, acting on paired donors, with incorporation or reduction of molecular oxygen. The record is from RefSeq and is a predicted model, not a curated record.